AUGCCGACACCAGUAAAACAGGCUCUGGCGGCCAAGUCACGGACAUCCAUAUCUCCAUCGGAUUCUGGCAAGGCAUCGGCGCCGUCAGGUGGAUGGGGUUGGCCGGUCCUGACCCUGGUAACCGUCGUCGUUAUCGCCGUCACUGUCCUCAGCUAUCCUUUCCACCCGAAGCUGGAGUUAUCCAACACCGGCCUCUGGGAGAAGAUUCUCUUAGCAACGAGCAAAGAAGAGUCGAUCGAUGCAAAAGAUUACCUGGGCCGCGCCAAGCGCAUCUUGCAGAACAGCCCUCUGAUCGACGGCCACAAUGACUUUCCAUUUUUGCUGAGGCAACAGUUGCAUGGCGAGAUCUACGGCCAUGAUUUCGAGGCCGAGACAUUGGCAAGUCAUACCGAUCUCUGGAAGAUGAGAGAUGGAAUGAUGGGAGGCCAGUUUUGGAGUGUCUAUGUACCCUGCCCGGAGGAUCUAGUGCCGGGGGUAGAUCUCGAUGAUCCAAAUAAACGUGUACCGGAUCUGAAUGAGCCCAAUUGGGCAGUACGCGACACGCUCGAACAAAUCGACCUCACCAAACGCCUCGUGGCGCGAUAUCCUGCAUUUUUGGAAUUCUGUACCAAUCCUUCAUGUGUGCGUCGGGCCCAUAAACAGGGCCGAAUAGCCAGCAUGAUCGGGAUCGAGGGCGGUCAUCAACUCGGCAAUUCCCUGGGCGCUCUACGUCUGUUCUUCGAAACAGGUGCGCGGUACGUCACGCUCACGCAUAACUGCGACAACGCCUUUGGGACCUCAUGGAUCAGCGUGAACCAGACCGCUGGAACAGACUCCGGGCUGACCAAGUUCGGCCACUCCUUCGUGCGUGAAAUGAACCGUCUCGGCAUGAUGGUCGACCUCGCGCACGUAUCGCCAAACACCAUGCGCCAUGUCUUACGCGUUGCCAAAGCGCCCGUCAUCUUCUCGCAUUCCGGAUCCUACAGCAUGCAGAAGCAUCUCCGCAAUGUCCCCGACGAUGUCCUGAAGGUGUUGGUCCCAAACGGUGGAAUCGUCAUGGUCCCUGCGAUCUCCUUCUUCAUGAACACAAAUCAUCCCGAAGAUGCAACCGUCGAGGAUGUUGUUGAUCACAUCCUCUGGAUUGCCCAUGUGGCCGGCUGGGAACAUGUUGGGCUAGGCUCCGAUUUCGAUGGGUCGACGUCGGUGGUCCAUGGACUCGAGGACACGUCCCAGUGGCCAAAGUUAAUCGCCCGUCUUCUCGCCCGCGGUAAUGUCACCGACCAACAAGCCCAGUUACUUGUCGGUGAGAAUCUUCUACGAGUUUGGGACGACAUUGAACGAGUCGCGAGACUAAGUCAACAGGGGGCCCAGCUUCCGUGUGAGGAGUCCUGGGAGGAUAGAGUGUGGGAAGUGGAAAAUCAAGAUGUACCAAGACUUUUUCCAAAGGAGGGAUGA
This is a messenger RNA of Capronia epimyces CBS 606.96, 1434 nucleotides long. RefSeq lists its product as uncharacterized. Gene Ontology annotation, biological process: proteolysis. The coding region runs from base 1 to 1434 and encodes 477 amino acids. The transcript is spliced from 3 exons. The record is from RefSeq and is a predicted model, not a curated record. Lineage: Eukaryota; Fungi; Ascomycota; Eurotiomycetes; Chaetothyriales; Herpotrichiellaceae. Gene Ontology annotation, molecular function: metallodipeptidase activity.